CUUCGGCACUUUCCGCCAGCCGGGAGCCCUUUCUGCAGCGUGACGUCAUCUCCUGCGCUCCUGCUGCUAUAUAAAAGGCAGCGCCGCCGGCGCGCGGUGUCCGUAGCGGAGGGCGGCGGGCGCAGAAGCGGAGGAUUGCGCGCGGAGCCGAAAAUGGAUCCAAGUGGGGUAAAAGUGUUGGAAACAGCAGAAGACAUCCAAGAACGGCGUCAACAAGUGUUGGACCGUUACCACAGGUUCAAGGAACUGUCUUCUCUAAGGCGCCAAAAACUCGAAGAUUCCUAUCGAUUCCAGUUCUUCCAGCGCGAUGCGGAUGAGCUCGAGAAAUGGAUCCAAGAGAAACUGCAGAUAGCAUCGGAUGAAAACUACAAAGACCCAAGCAAUUUACAGGGGAAGCUGCAGAAGCACCAAGCCUUUGAAGCUGAGGUGCAGGCCAACUCAGGGGCUAUCGUUAAGCUGGAUGAGACUGGAAAUCAGAUGAUCAAUGAAGGCCAUUUUGCAUCUGAAACCAUAAGAUCUUUCACGCCGUACAGGACCGCGCAGCGCCCAAUAGUAACAGCCACCCAAGUUGGGUUCCACAUACGAACUCGUCUGCAGGAGCUGCACCGACUAUGGGAGUUACUACUGGAAAAAAUGAGGGAGAAGGGAGUGAAACUGUUGCAAGCACAAAAGCUGGUGCAGUUCUUACGGGAGUGCGAAGAUGUCAUGGACUGGAUCAAUGACAAGGAAGCAAUAGUGACCUCAGAAGAGCUUGGCCAGGACUUAGAGCAUGUUGAGGUUUUGCAGAAGAAAUUUGAAGAGUUCCAAACAGAUCUGGCAGCUCAUGAGGAAAGAGUAAAUGAAGUGAACCAGUUUGCUGGCAAACUUAUCCAGGAACAGCACCCUGAGGAGGAGCUUAUAAAGUCCAAACAGGAUGAAGUAAAUGCAAGCUGGCAGCGUCUUAAGGGGCUUGCCCAGCAGAGGCAAGGAAAACUCUUCGGGGCAGCUGAAGUUCAGCGCUUCAACAGGGAUGUGGAUGAAACUAUCAGCUGGAUUAAGGAGAAAGGGCAGUUGAUGGCCUCAGAUGACUUUGGCAGAGACUUGGCCAGUGUGCAAGCUUUAUUACGUAAGCACGAAGGCCUGGAAAGAGAUCUUGCAGCUUUGGAGGAUAAGGUUAAGGCCCUUUGUGCAGAAGCUGACCGUUUGCAGCAGUCUCACCCAAUAAAUGCUUCCCAAAUUCAAGUGAAACGGGAGGAGCUGAUUGCCAACUGGGAGCAGAUCCGAACUCUGGCAGCAGAGAGGCAUGCUCGCCUUAAUGACUCCUACAGGUUGCAGCGCUUUCUUGCCGACUUCCGAGACCUCACUAGCUGGGUAACUGAGAUGAAGGCUCUGAUAAAUGCAGAUGAACUUGCCAAUGAUGUGGCUGGAGCAGAAGCCCUUCUGGAUAGACAUCAGGAGCAUAAGGGAGAAAUUGAUGCUCAUGAAGAUAGCUUCAAAUCCGCUGAUGAGUCCGGACAGGCUUUGCUUGCUGCUGGGCACUAUGCUUCUGAUGAAGUUAAAGAAAAGCUGACUAUCCUCUCAGAUGAAAGAGCUGCCUUGCUAGAACUAUGGGAGCUUCGCAGACAGCAGUAUGAACAGUGCAUGGAUCUGCAGCUUUUCUACAGAGAUACUGAACAAGUUGACAACUGGAUGAGCAAGCAAGAAGCUUUUCUGCUGAAUGAAGACCUUGGUGAUUCUCUGGAUAGUGUGGAGGCUCUUCUAAAGAAGCAUGAAGAUUUUGAGAAAUCCCUAAGUGCCCAAGAGGAGAAAAUCACAGCAUUGGAUGAAUUUGCUACUAAAUUGAUUCAGAAUAACCAUUAUGCCAUGGAUGACGUUGCUACACGCAGAGAUGCUCUACUGAGCCGCCGAAAUGCUCUUCAUGAACGAGCCAUGUACCGCCGUGCUCAACUGGCAGACUCUUUCCACCUCCAGCAAUUUUUCAGAGACUCUGAUGAGCUAAAGAGUUGGGUUAAUGAAAAAAUGAAAACUGCUACUGAUGAGGCUUACAAGGAUCCAUCAAACUUGCAAGGUAAAGUUCAGAAGCAUCAGGCUUUUGAAGCAGAGCUUUCUGCUAAUCAGAGUCGUAUUGAUGCACUGGAGAAGGCUGGCCAGAAGUUGAUUGAUGUCAAUCACUAUGCAUCUGAUGAGGUGGCAGCUCGCAUGAAUGAAGUCAUCAGCUUGUGGAAGAAACUUCUGGAAGCCACUGAGCUCAAAGGUAUAAAACUGCGUGAAGCCAAUCAACAGCAGCAAUUUAAUCGCAACGUAGAAGACAUUGAGCUGUGGCUGUAUGAAGUAGAGGGUCACUUGGCUUCUGAUGAUUAUGGAAAAGAUCUUACCAGUGUUCAGAAUCUCCAGAAGAAACAUGCCCUGCUAGAGGCGGAUGUUGCUGCCCAUCAGGAUCGUAUAGAUGGCAUUACCAUCCAGGCACGCCAGUUCCAAGAUGCUGGGCACUUUGAUGCUGACAAUAUCAAGAAGAAACAGGAAGCCUUAGUAGCUCGUUAUGAAGCUCUGAAGGAUCCAAUGGUCGCUCGCAAGCAGAAACUCGCAGAUUCUCUUCGCCUGCAGCAGCUGUUCCGUGACAUUGAGGAUGAAGAGACCUGGAUUAGGGAGAAGGAACCUAUUGCAGCCUCAACAAACCGAGGCAAGGACUUAAUUGGUGUCCAGAAUCUGCUAAAGAAGCACCAGGCUUUGCAGGCAGAAAUUGCAGGCCAUGAACCUCGCAUUAAAGCAGUCACACAGAAAGGAAAUGCUAUGGUGGAAGAGGGACAUUUUGCUGCUGAGGAUGUGAAGAUCAAAUUGAAUGAACUAAACCAAAAAUGGGACUCUCUGAAAGCCAAGGCUUCCCAACGGCGACAAGAUCUAGAGGAUUCUCUGCAAGCUCAGCAGUAUUUUGCUGAUGCUAAUGAGGCAGAAUCAUGGAUGAGGGAAAAGGAGCCCAUUGUAGGCAGCACAGACUAUGGAAAGGAUGAAGACUCUGCUGAGGCUCUCCUGAAGAAGCAUGAAGCUUUGAUGUCUGAUCUUUCUGCUUACGGCAGUAGCAUACAGGCUUUAAGGGAACAGGCCCAGUCCUGCAGGCAACAAGUUGCUCCCACCGAUGAUGAAACUGGAAAAGAGCUUGUGCUGGCACUCUAUGAUUACCAAGAGAAGAGUCCUCGGGAGGUGACUAUGAAGAAGGGAGAUAUCCUCACCCUGCUCAACAGCACCAACAAGGACUGGUGGAAGGUUGAAGUUAAUGAUCGUCAGGGCUUUGUACCAGCUGCCUACGUGAAAAAACUAGAUCCUGCCCAGUCUGCAUCCCGAGAGAAUCUUCUGGAAGAGCAGGGCAGCAUAGCGUUGCGACAGGAGCAAAUUGACAACCAGACUCUCAUAACUAAGGAAGUCGGCAGUGUAUCUCUGCGUAUGAAACAGGUCGAAGAACUGUAUCAUUCUCUCCUUGAGCUGGGAGAAAAACGUAAAGGCAUGCUAGAAAAAAGCUGCAAAAAAUUCAUGCUUUUCCGUGAGGCGAAUGAGCUUCAACAGUGGAUCAAUGAGAAGGAAGCUGCACUCACUAAUGAGGAAGUGGGUGCUGACUUGGAGCAGGUGGAGGUGCUGCAGAAGAAAUUUGAUGACUUUCAGAAGGAUUUAAAAGCGAACGAGUCCCGGCUGAAGGACAUAAACAAGGUGGCAAACGACCUGGAGUCUGAAGGGCUGAUGGCAGAGGAAGUGCAAGCAGUAGAGCAACAGGAAGUCUAUGGUAUGAUGCCCAGGGAUGAAACUGACUCUAAGACAGCCUCUCCUUGGAAGUCUGCUCGUAUGAUGGUACACACAGUGGCAACGUUUAACUCGAUCAAGGAGCUGAAUGAACGCUGGAGAUCUCUGCAGCAGUUAGCAGAGGAGCGGAGCCAGCUGUUGGGCAGUGCUCAUGAAGUCCAGAGGUUCCACAGAGAUGCUGACGAAACAAAAGAAUGGAUAGAAGAGAAGAAUCAAGCAUUAAACACUGACAACUAUGGACAUGACUUGGCCAGCGUGCAGGCUCUGCAGCGCAAGCAUGAAGGCUUUGAGAGAGACUUGGCAGCUCUUGGAGACAAGGUGAAUUCUCUUGGUGAAACUGCCCAGCGUCUGAUCCAGUCACAUCCAGAAUCAGCUGAAGAUCUUCAAGAAAAAUGUACUGAGUUGAACCAAGCUUGGAGUAGUCUGGGAAAACGUGCUGACCAGCGCAAAGAGAAGCUCGGAGAUUCUCAUGACCUGCAGCGCUUCCUCAGUGACUUCAGAGACCUUAUGUCUUGGAUCAAUGGAAUCCGGGGUCUGGUCUCCUCAGAUGAACUUGCGAAAGAUGUGACUGGAGCUGAAGCUCUACUGGAAAGGCAUCAGGAACACCGCACUGAAAUAGAUGCACGGGCUGGCACUUUUCAGGCAUUUGAGCAGUUUGGGCAGCAACUUCUGGCUCGUGGACACUAUGCCAGCCCAGAGAUCAAGGAGAAACUGGAUAUUCUAGAUCAAGAACGGACAGACCUAGAGAAGGCCUGGGUCCAGCGCAGGAUGAUGCUAGACCAGUGCUUAGAACUACAGCUGUUUCAUCGGGAUUGUGAACAAGCCGAAAACUGGAUGGCUGCCCGAGAGGCAUUCCUAAAUACAGAAGAUAAAGGAGACUCCUUGGACAGCGUGGAGGCGCUGAUCAAGAAGCAUGAAGAUUUCGACAAGGCAAUCAAUGUCCAGGAAGAGAAAAUCGCUGUCUUGCAGUCUUUUGCUGACCAGUUGAUUGCUGCUGAUCAUUAUGCGAAAGGAGUCAUUGCUAGCAGACGCAACGAGGUUCUGGACAGGUGGCUUCGUCUGAAAGCUCAAAUGAUUGAGAAGAGAUCUAAGCUGGGAGAGUCUCAGACCCUCCAGCAGUUCAGUCGUGAUGUCGAUGAAAUAGAAGCUUGGAUCAGUGAGAAGCUCCAGACUGCAAGUGAUGAGUCCUAUAAGGAUCCCACAAACAUCCAGCUUUCCAAACUGCUGAGCAAGCACCAGAAGCACCAAGCCUUCGAAGCUGAGCUCCACGCCAACGCAGAUCGGAUUCGUGGAGUCAUUGAUAUGGGGAACUCUCUCAUUGAAAGAGGAGCAUGUGCUGGCAGUGAGGACGCUGUGAAGGCACGGCUGGCUGCCCUGGCUGACCAGUGGCAAUUCCUGGUCCAGAAGUCAGCAGAGAAGAGUCAGAAACUGAAAGAAGCUAAUAAACAGCAGAACUUCAAUACCGGCAUCAAGGACUUUGAUUUCUGGCUUUCAGAGGUGGAAGCUUUGCUGGCGUCUGAAGACUACGGGAAGGACUUGGCAUCAGUUAACAACCUCCUGAAGAAGCACCAACUACUGGAAGCUGAUAUAUCUGCUCAUGAGGAUCGGCUGAAGGACCUGAACAGUCAGGCUGACAGUUUGAUGACCAGCAGCGCUUUCGAUACCUCCCAAGUGAAGGAUAAACGUGAAACCAUCAAUGGGCGCUUCCAGAGGAUCAAGAGCAUGGCAGCUGCCCGCCGGGCGAAGCUGAACGAGUCCCAUCGUUUGCAUCAGUUCUUCCGUGAUAUGGAUGAUGAGGAGUCCUGGAUCAAAGAGAAGAAACUGUUGGUGAGCUCAGAGGACUACGGCAGAGACCUGACUGGUGUGCAGAACCUUAGGAAAAAACACAAGCGCCUGGAAGCAGAGUUAGCUGCCCAUGAGCCUGCAAUCCAGGGUGUUCUGGACACUGGCAAGAAGCUUUCAGAUGAUAACACAAUUGGGAAGGAGGAGAUACAGCAGAGGCUGGCUCAGUUUGUGGAUCACUGGAAAGAGUUAAAACAAUUGGCAGCUGCUCGGGGGCAGCGUCUGGAGGAGUCUCUGGAGUACCAACAGUUUGUAGCAAAUGUUGAAGAAGAGGAAGCAUGGAUCAACGAGAAAAUGACAUUGGUAGCCAGCGAGGACUAUGGAGACACACUUGCUGCUAUCCAGGGCUUGCUGAAAAAACACGAAGCAUUCGAGACCGAUUUUACUGUCCACAAAGACAGAGUGAAUGAUGUUUGUGCUAAUGGAGAGGAUCUCAUUAAAAAGAACAAUCACCAUGUGGAGAACAUCACUGCUAAGAUGAAGGGCCUCAAGGGCAAGGUGUCAGAUCUGGAGAAAGCCGCGGCUCAGAGGAAAGCCAAACUGGAUGAGAACUCUGCCUUCCUCCAGUUCAACUGGAAAGCAGAUGUGGUGGAGUCGUGGAUAGGUGAGAAGGAAAACAGUCUGAAGACAGAUGAUUAUGGACGCGACCUCUCUUCUGUGCAAACACUGCUCACCAAACAGGAAACUUUUGACGCUGGACUUCAGGCUUUCCAGCAGGAGGGAAUUGCAAACAUCACUGCUCUGAAGGACCAGCUGCUGGCAGCCAAACAUAUCCAGUCAAAGGCCAUUGAGGUUCGGCACGCUUCCUUGAUGAAACGCUGGAAUCAGCUCCUUGCUAAUUCUGCAGCCAGGAAAAAGAAACUCUUGGAGGCUCAGGAGCAUUUCAGAAAGGUCGAGGAUCUCUUCCUGACUUUUGCCAAGAAGGCCUCUGCCUUCAACAGUUGGUUUGAGAACGCUGAGGAGGACCUGACGGAUCCCGUGCGCUGCAAUUCUCUGGAAGAAAUCAAAGCCCUGCGAGAAGCCCACGACGCGUUCCGCUCGUCGCUUAGCUCUGCCCAGGCCGACUUCAACCAGCUGGCAGAGCUUGAUCGCCAGAUCAAGAGCUUCCGUGUCGCCUCCAACCCGUACACUUGGUUUACUAUGGAGGCUCUUGAAGAAACUUGGAGGAAUCUGCAGAAAAUUAUCAAGGAGCGUGAAUUGGAGCUGCAGAAGGAGCAGCGGAGGCAGGAAGAAAACGACAAGCUGCGCCAGGAGUUUGCUCAGCAUGCUAACGCUUUCCACCAGUGGAUUCAGGAGACUAGGACUUACCUGCUAGAUGGGUCUUGUAUGGUGGAGGAGUCGGGAACACUGGAAUCCCAGCUGGAAGCUACUAAACGCAAGCACCAGGAGAUCCGGGCUAUGAGGAGCCAGCUGAAGAAAAUCGAGGACCUUGGAGCAGCCAUGGAAGAGGCACUUAUCUUGGACAACAAAUACACAGAGCACAGCACCGUGGGGCUGGCACAGCAGUGGGACCAGCUUGACCAGCUGGGAAUGAGAAUGCAGCACAAUCUGGAGCAGCAGAUUCAAGCUCGAAACACAACUGGAGUCACAGAGGAGGCCCUGAAGGAGUUCAGCAUGAUGUUCAAGCACUUUGACAAGGACAAAUCUGGCCGUCUUAACCACCAGGAGUUCAAGUCUUGCUUGCGCUCCCUUGGCUAUGACCUGCCCAUGGUUGAGGAAGGGGAGCCCGACCCCGAAUUUGAGUCCAUUCUUGACACCGUUGAUCCCAACAGGGAUGGCCACGUCUCGCUGCAGGAGUACAUGGCGUUCAUGAUCAGCAGGGAAACAGAGAACGUGAAAUCCAGCGAGGAGAUUGAGAGUGCUUUCCGUGCCCUCAGCUCAGAGGGGAAGCCUUACGUGACCAAGGAGGAGCUCUACCAGAACCUGACCCGGGAACAAGCCGACUACUGCAUUUCUCACAUGAAGCCCUACAUGGAUGGCAAGGGCAGGGAACUUCCUUCUGCCUACGACUACAUAGAAUUUACACGUUCACUCUUUGUGAAUUGAUACAAAACACUAGUACCAAAAGAUACAAAGAACACGCUCACGUUUGCUGACUAUAAGCUCUGCAUGUGUCUCUCUCUGUGCUCUACAAUAAUCAAUGUUACUUUAUGAUGUAACCUUAAACUGCUUAGCUUAAAACUCUUAGGGAAGAUGAACAUAUUGCAGUGUGCUUCAAUAAAAGUUACUGGUCGAACCACA
This is a messenger RNA of Numida meleagris (helmeted guineafowl), 7851 nucleotides long. RefSeq names its product spectrin alpha, non-erythrocytic 1 (gene SPTAN1). The coding region runs from base 154 to 7656 and encodes 2500 amino acids. The transcript has 58 exons. Gene Ontology annotation, biological process: actin cytoskeleton organization. The record is from RefSeq and is a predicted model, not a curated record. NCBI's taxonomy places the organism in Eukaryota, Metazoa, Chordata, Aves, Galliformes, Numididae. Gene Ontology annotation, cellular component: plasma membrane; cortical actin cytoskeleton; cell junction. Gene Ontology annotation, molecular function: calcium ion binding; actin filament binding.